AUGUCUGACCCGUCGGACCACGUCGUUUCCACGCCAGGAUUCAAGAUGGACCUGCCCAAGUUCUCUGGCUCGCCCGGCACCUUUCAUGCGUGGAGCAUUCGCAUGAAGAUGGCGCUCAAGCUCCGCGGCGACGACGUCUGGGCAGCUGUGGAGGCAGGAGCAUCGUCAUCAGGAGGUCCAAGCUCAGCGACACGCUCAAGUGCAAGGAGACCGACAGCAGGAGAUCACGCCAACCUCACCGCUUCAAACCUCAUCGCGUCCACGCUCUCAGGCUACCCCCUUCUCCUCUUCACCAACGGAGAAGCAGACGUCAACGCCGGCCAAGGAUGGGCCCGGCUCAAGGACCACUACGCUUCGCAGGACCGCCUCCGCAUCGCAGAGCUCAAGGAGGCGCAGCUUCACGUCCCCUGCGGCAACCUCGCCCGCUUCUUCGAGCGACACAUGGAGCUGCAGCAGCAGUUGCAAGGCGCAGGCGUGCGCCAGGACAACGAGGACCUCUUCACCAUCGUCUGGAAGCAGCUGCCACGCUGGACAGCCCCGCUCACGCUUCCCUACUUUGCCAGUGGCCGCUUUCCCUCCCUCCUCGAGCUCAGCAUCAGGCUGCAGCAGCUGGAGCAGCAGAUGCGUGGUUCACGCACACAGCCGCAGGCAGGCGGCUUCAUGGCAAGCGCACCGCCACGCAGAGGUGGAAGACGCGGCUUCUCCAACAGCAGCAACAACCACGGACGCCAGGGACGCAACAACGGCGGUAACGGCAACAGCAACGGCAAGGGGCGCCGCUUCCGUGGCAACUGUCACUACUGUGGCAAGUAUGGACACCGUGCAGCAGAGUGUCGCAAGAAGCAACGCGACAACGGAGCAACAGGCUUCACUGCACAGGCACAGCAUCAACAUGGUCAAGACGCAGCAACCUUCGUCGCUGCCACAGCUACUACACCCACGCAGCUGCAUGACCCACUCACGUGGCUUGCAGACACGGGUGCUUCACACCACCUCACCUUCGUCAAGGACGCCUUCGUGGAGCUGUCACCGCACCUGCAACAGCACCAUCCACGCCACAUCACUGCGUUUGGCGGCACACGUGUGCCCGUGCGCGGUGUUGGCUCUGUGCUGUUGCAUGCACGCACGACGAGCGGAGCUACGAUGCAGAUUGUGCUACAGGAGUGCCUCUACGUGCCCGAGGGCCAGGCCAACCUCAUCGCCCUCGGUCGUCUGACCAGGGACAGCAGCGGCAGGCCAACGGGCCACUCGCAGCGUGAUGGCGCUGAUGGGCACUACGUGCGCUUCAGCCACGGAGCCGAGGUCAAGCUGAAGGAGCGCAACAGCCUCCGGUGCUGGCCCAUUGUUGCUGUUGGUCCAUCCACGGCACACGGUCUCACCGCUGAUGCCUGCAAGCAACCACAGCAACCCACAGCAGCUCCUGCAGCCCAGAGCAAGGCACACACACCAUCGAUGCAUGAGGUGCUUGGCCACCGCAACGACAACGACGUGCAGCAGUACUGCAAGCUGAUGGGCAUCGACGAUCGCAACGCCAUCAGCAGCAAGCAGUGUACAACGUGCGCAGUGACCAAGAGCACUCGUCACAGUGUCAGCAAGCACGCGGAGCGCACACAGGUGCCCGGCGAGCGCAUCCACGCCGACAUCGUCGACUGGACCGCGGACUCACCCACGGGCAAGCGCUACAGCCUCGUCAUCACACCGCUGCAGAUUGUCACGGGCGCGCUGCCCAAGCACGUGCCACAGCUGCACGUCUUCGGGCAGCCGGCCGUCGUCCACAUCAGCACACAGCGCGGACGCCUGCAGCCCAAGGGCCGCCGAGGCAUCUACGUCGGCCACAACAGCAGCAGCAACAGCCACCUCGUCUACUUUGAAGACACAAACACCGUUGUGUCCUCCAUCCACGUCCGCUUCCUUCCCUUCUCCAAGGCCGAUGAUGUCGUGGAUGAGGGGGAGCAAGUGCAGACAUCCACGACAUCGUCCAUGCUCCAGCUUCCCAGUGCACGUGACAGCAGCAACAGCACCACUGACGAUGCAAGCGACACCGAGGCAGGCGCGUUCACAGCAAGCAGCAGUGGCGACACCAGCCUCACGGAGCCUGCAAGCAUCAAGCAAGCACUCAAGAGCCAGCAACGCAAGCAGUGGACUCAGGCAUGCUUGGAGGAGAUCGGGGCGAUGGAGCGCAACGGCGUCAUCAAGCUCAUCCCACGCAGCGCCGUGCCACGGCAACACACGCCCCUCAAGUCACGCUUCGUCUUCAAGGUGAAGCGUGAUGCUGAGGGCGCGCCGACGCGCUUCAAGGCACGCUGGGUCGCCAAGGGCUUCAGCCAACGACCGGGCAUCGACUUCCACCAGACCUACGCCCCAACACCAGCAGCCAAGACCAUCCUCACUGUGCUCGCCGUCUCCCUGCAACGACAGCACCAGCUGCACCAGCUCGACUUCAAGUCGGCUUACCUGCAGGCUGAUCUCAAGGAGGAGCUGUACAUGAAGCUGCCGCCGCACUUCACCGACAUCGGCGACGGCGCUCAACGCUACGCGGGCAAGGUGUGCCGGCUGCUCAAGCCGCUCUACGGCCUCAAGCAAGCUGGCCGUGCAUGGGCCAAGAAGCUGCACACCUUCCUCAAGACCAACGGAUGGGCGCAAAGCAAUGUCGACGCCUGCUUAUUCACCAAGCUCCACGACGACGGACAGCGCACAUGGAUCAUCACGUACGUGGACGACCUCAUCAUCAGCGGCAGCAGCGAGCGCCACAUCCCUGACGGGGUGUUGCACAUUGCGCAGACACAGGCCAUCAACGACAUCGUCAACGACUACAACCUGGCAGCCGCAGCCAGCGUGUCCACGCCCAUGCGUGUUGGCAUCGACGCCUCCAGCAUCAGCGAGCAGCCCGACCGACGCUUGCCUUUCCGCAACCUCGUGGGCUCGCUCCUGUACCUGGCCAACCGCACGAGACCAGACGUCAGCUUCGCGUGCGGACUGCUCUGCCGUUACAUGGACCGUUACACGACGGUCCACUGGCAGGCAGCCAAGCACGUCGUGCGGUACCUGAAGGCGACGAGCGAGCACGGCCUCCUCUUCAAGCGACGCAGCGGCACGUGCAAGGACCAGCCGCUGGACCUUUACCAGCUGACGGGCCGCUCCACGACGGGCUUCACCUGCUACAUCAACGGCUGUCUUGUGUCUUGGAGCAGCCGGCUGCAACCCACAGUUGCGCUGAGCACCGCCGAGGCCGAGUACAUGGCCAUCUCCGCUGCAGCGCAGGACGUCGUCUUCCUGCGGCAGCUGCUCAUGGACCUUGACGAGCCCGAGGCUGGAGCCACCAAGAUGCUGACAGAUAACCAGGCGGCCAUCGCCAUCGGUAACGACCACGUCACCAAGCCGCGCACGAAGCACAUCCGGGUACGCCACCACUUCGUGCGGGAGCUCAUCGCUGACGGAACCAUUGUGCUGCAGCACUGUCCCGGCACGCAGAUGGUUGCCGACGCGCUGACCAAGGCACUGGACAAACAGACCUUCGAGCAGCACCUGCCACGACUGGUGGGAACCUCGACGGCUGAGACGGAGCAGAGGAAGGCAGUUGAGGGGGAGUGUUGA
Molecule: messenger RNA, 3594 nt
Organism: Salpingoeca rosetta
Lineage: Eukaryota; Choanoflagellata; Craspedida; Salpingoecidae
Exons: 5
Coding region: 1-3594 (1197 amino acids)
Molecular function (GO): nucleic acid binding; zinc ion binding
Source: RefSeq, a predicted model, not a curated record